CUUUUGCGAUAAACGCUUCUGGAAGGUGCCGCUCAGUUUCUCCGCGAUUACGACAAGUGCUUGCCCUUCACAGCUGCUAAUAUGAGCAAUGGAACCAGCAGCUUUCUGUAAUUUUAGUUGCAGCGCAGCAUAUAAGCAGCGCGCGCGAUGGAGUCAUGCCAAGCAAGUCCAGUUGACUCGCCAACCAGUUGGCAUAAGCUGCGACCCGACAUCGUCGCACAUAUAAUUAGGGUCGGUGGCCUCAAUGCAAACGAUGUUGCGUGCAGCCUGCUCCCGCUGGACAAGGCAACGUGCGCUCUGGUACGCUCCCUGGGGUUCUCUGCCACCAUCCACGCCGCGAAGGCGGUGCCGCGCUGGGCAUUCGCGGCGCGCUGGGGCGCUCCCGGCGCAAUGCGUGAUAUGACUCUGGAGAUGCGCCGCAAGCUACUAUGCGCCACCGCAGCCAGCGGCGACCUGGCAAACCUGGAGCUGGCGCUGUCGGUUGUGGGCUGCCCGCUGGGGCCGGACGUGUUCACAGCCGCCGUGUCUUCUCCCGUCAGCGAGCGGGUCGCGGUCUGGCUGCUGGAGCGCCGCUGCCGAAUCGCCGCAGGGCCCGCCCUGGAGGCCCUCGCGCGGUCGGGGCGCAUGCACGGCGAUCCGCUCUUUGACGACGUGUUCAGUCGUGGAAAAUUCAGCACGCCGGUUGACAACCUGCUGUCUCACAUCGCCGCUGCGGGCGCGGGGUACAUCACAGACAAGUUCUCAAGGAUGGUGGACGUGUGGCGGAACAACCCCCUCCACCUCGAGGCGGCCAUCGCGGCGGCGCGCGGCGGCCAUGCCCAGCUGGUGACCUCCAUCCUUGACCUGCCACACAGCAGCAGCUGGGUGGGCAUGGCGCCUCCUGGCUCGGCAGCUGCUUUGGCGGCCGCAAGCCCAGGCCCAGGCCACAGCCUGGUCACCGCCAGUGCAGGCCUUGGACUAGGCACGCCUGUAGUGGUGGCAGGCGCCAGCAACAAUGGCACGCCGAGCUCUACAGCCGCUGUGUCACGCAGCACCAGCAUGCAGAAGCGAUCGAAUGAGGAACAGGUCCAGACCGCGGCCCUUCGGCUGCUGGAGGCGGUGGUGGAGGGGCUGGGGCUCGAGGACAUGGCGGCUGUGUAUGCGGCCUGGUUUGACCCCUCGGACCCAGCCUACCGCCAGCCGGCCUGGCAGGUGCUGCCAUGCGGACGCCGCCGCGGGUGCAACGUGUCGGGCGCAUGCAGUGGCAGCAGCAGCCGCGCCCGCAGCCCAAGCCCUACACGACUGGACUUUUCUUCCUUGGCCUUGGGGGAAGCUCCGGGCGCGUGUGGGGGCGAGGAAGCCGCAGCUGCUGCAAUGGACACAGGCCAGAGGCGACGAACCAGUGAUGCGGUGCCGGCGGUAGGGCGACGGGAUGGGGCAGAGGCGCAGCUACAGGCGGCAAGCCUGGCGGUCACUGAGCGCGUGGCCGCGGCCGCGGCACUCGAGCGCAAGCCAGCGGUGGAUGAGCUCUUGCUCGCAGCGGCGGCAGGCAGCCGCACGGAAGACUGGACGGCCAAAGUGGUGUGGCUGCUGGGAAGAGGUCACGUGCCACAGCAGUCACCACACCACGCACAGGCGGCGGCGCGUGCGGCGGCCUGCCCUGACGCGCUGGAGCGCCUUCAGUGGCUGCACGCGUACCAGGGAGCAGACGACGGGGUAGCAGGAGCGGGUUGCGAGCAUUGGCGGCAUCGCUUUCUGGUUUGCUACCCGCGAGUGGCGGCUGAGGCGCUUGCUAACGGGCGGACGGAUGCGCUACGGUAUGUGCUACGGCUGGCCGGCGCCGGAGCUCCUGGGUUAGUCGCGGGCAGCUCGCCCGCACCGGCUGACUACGGGGCCACCGGCACGCAGUGUCUGCUGGUCGCGCUCGCCACAGAGCAUGGUUUGUUUGAGGGUGCGGCCGCGGCGGGCCGGCUCGAGUGUCUACAGCUGCUACAUGCCGCCGGCUGCCGCAUGCCGUGUCAGGCUAUGGCCCUGGCGGCGGCACGCCACGGCCGCGGCUCGGUGCUCCGCUGGCUUCUGGAUGUCUACCCAGUGGCGACGUCAAUGUCGCCAUUGCCAGGGUCGCCGUCGCCAUCCGCACCGGCAACGGCCGUCUCACCGCCUGGUGUGCGACUGGCACCGGCGCUGUGCACGGCGGCCGCGAGGUCUGGGAGCUUGGAGGUGCUGCAGGUGUUGCGGGGGCGCGGCUGCCCCUGGGAUGCGGACGCCGUUGUGGCGGCCGCGGAGGCGGGCAGCGAGGCGGUGCUCGAGUACCUGGUGGUACAGGGCUGCCCGGCGCCGUCCGACGAGCGUGUGUACGCCGCGCCCCUGGCCGCCGAGGACUUGCUCACACUGCGCUGCCUGCGCCGCCUGGGGCUGCCCUUCCGCCGCGAGCCGGCCGUGUUCGCUCGGGCCGUGGCAGCAAAACACAGUCUACCGCUGCUGAAGUGGCUGUAUGAGACGGGCGUGCCUGUGGAUCUUGAGGCCCUCCUUGAGCGCGCCCUAGACGGCAACGCGCACGACAUGGAGUGGGAGGCAUGGCUGCAGUCGGAGCUGGAGGCGAAGAAGCGGCGGCAGCAGGAGCAGGAGGCAGAGCUGGAAGCAGGGCGGUCCAAGGGUGCCAAGUUCAAGGCGGCGAUGAAGCGCGCUCUCAGCAUCAAGCGCCGAAACGCGCCGCCGCAGCAGCAGCCGAAGCAGAAAGUACCGGUGGCGGCACAGCACUCCCUACUUGCAUUGAAGCGCGGCGAAUUGUGAUUUGGAACUGUUUGAUGGUCGGCGUUGCUUAUGGUAGCUUCCACUUAGCGGUGGGGGGCAUGUGUGAGGCUAGUGGCGAGAUGAGGUUGGAGCAGGCGGUUUGUAUCGGCUGCCAGAGCGGCUGUGAGCUAGCGCUGCUUGGGCCUCAUCACAGGGGCCGCGUUGGGCCGCGACGCCACACGCACCUGAUAGCGCAACAUGGCUUAUACCUCACAACGUUUGGUGGCGGCUCGGUGAUCGGCUGGCUUCCGGAUCAGCGCUCUGCCGCUGUGCUGUCACAAGGCUGCAUGCCACCUGCUCUCCCCGCACAGACAGCAGUUGGCUCCAACCAAUCAAAUGUGCUGUGGGCGAAACGCCCGCCAAGAUGAGACACGAUGAGAGGCACGGCCGAUGGCGCCGAGUCUUCUAGUGAAUACGCGGUCACCCAAGUCUCAUCCGUUGGACAUCUCCAACCCCUUGCCAGUCUCUACAGUGAGUUAUGUCCGGGGUGGGCUAGGUACUGCUACAUGUGCUCAGCUGGCUCCGUGACCUGGUUGCACAAGCGCGGCCAUAACAGCUGCUGGUGAUUACAUGCGCUCGCUGGCCGUGUCCUGCCUUUUGGGAUAUCUUGGGAUACGUAGCAAGUAG
Messenger RNA from Chlamydomonas reinhardtii, 3399 nucleotides. RefSeq lists its product as uncharacterized. Lineage: Eukaryota; Viridiplantae; Chlorophyta; Chlorophyceae; Chlamydomonadales; Chlamydomonadaceae. The transcript is spliced from 6 exons. Gene Ontology annotation, molecular function: glycerophospholipase activity. The coding region runs from base 391 to 2772 and encodes 793 amino acids. Gene Ontology annotation, cellular component: membrane; endoplasmic reticulum; cell periphery. Gene Ontology annotation, biological process: ceramide biosynthetic process; sphingolipid catabolic process. The record is from RefSeq and is a predicted model, not a curated record.